GCCUCAACCAAUAAUGAAAGCUCUAAUCAUAGUUUUGGAAGUUUGGGAUCUCUAAGUGAUAAAGAAUCAGAGACUCCGGAGAAGAAACAGUCAGAACCUUCCAGAGGAAGAAAGAGAAAGGCAGAGAAUCAGAGUGAAAGCAGUCAAGGAAAAAAUAUUGGGGGACGUGGUCACAAAAUUAGUGACUAUUUUGAAUACCAAGGGGGGAAUGGCUCCAGUCCAGUAAGAGGCAUUCCUCCUGCAAUCCGUUCUCCUCAGAAUUCACAUUCACAUUCCGCCCCCUCUUCUGUUCGACAAAAUAGUCCUUCUCCUACUUCAUUAGCUUUUGGGGACCACCCUGUUACGCAACCAAAGCAGUUAUCAUUUAAAGUUACUCAGACUGAUCUCACAAUGCUGAAAUUAGCUGCACUAGAAAGUAAUAAAAAUCAAGACUUGGAAAAGAAAGAAGGUCGUAUAGAUGACUUGCUCAGGGCUAACUGUGAUCUUAGAAGGCAAAUAGAUGAGCAACAAAAGUUACUUGAAAAAUACAAAGAAAGAUUAAACAAAUGCAUUUCAAUGAGCAAGAAACUUCUAAUUGAAAAGAGCACACAAGAAAAGCUGGCAAGCAGAGAGAAGAGCAUGCAAGACAGAUUACGCCUCGGGCAUUUUACAACAGUUCGUCAUGGUGCUUCAUUUACUGAACAGUGGACAGAUGGUUUUGCAUUUCAGAAUCUUGUGAAGCAGCAAGAGUGGGUGAAUCAACAAAGAGAAGAGAUUGAAAGGCAAAGAAAGCUCCUAGCAAAGCGAAAGCCUCCAUCUACAAAUAAUUCUCAGGCACCAUCUGCCAAUUCUGAACCAAAACAAAGGAAAAAUAAAGCUGUCAAUGGGGCAGAAAAUGAUCCCUUUGUUAGACCCAAUUUACCACAGCUAUUAACUCUAGCCGAAUAUCACGAACAGGAGGAGAUUUUCAAGCUUAGAUUAGGGCAUCUCAAAAAGGAAGAAGCUGAAAUACAAGCAGAACUUGAACGUCUGGAGAGAGUUAGAAAUCUUCACAUACGAGAACUAAAAAGAAUAAACAAUGAAGAUAAUUCACAGUUCAAAGAUCAUCCUACGCUAAAUGAACGGUAUUUGUUACUGCACUUACUUGGGCGAGGUGGCUUCAGUGAGGUAUACAAGGCUUUUGAUCUUUAUGAACAAAGAUAUGCUGCUGUGAAGAUUCACCAACUUAACAAAAGCUGGAGAGACGAGAAGAAAGAAAACUACCACAAACAUGCCUGCCGAGAGUAUAGAAUACACAAAGAACUGGAUCAUCCCAGAAUAGUUAAACUAUAUGACUACUUCUCUUUGGAUACAGAUACGUUUUGUACAGUGUUAGAAUACUGUGAAGGCAAUGACUUGGAUUUCUAUCUCAAGCAACAUAAAUUAAUGUCAGAGAAGGAAGCUCGGUCCAUUGUAAUGCAAAUAGUAAAUGCACUACGGUAUCUCAAUGAGAUCAAGCCCCCUAUUAUACACUAUGAUCUUAAACCAGGUAAUAUUCUUCUGGUAGAUGGAACAGCAUGUGGAGAAAUAAAAAUCACUGAUUUUGGGCUGUCUAAAAUAAUGGAUGAUGAUAGCUAUGGUGUGGAUGGAAUGGACUUGACUUCACAAGGGGCAGGAACUUACUGGUAUUUGCCUCCAGAGUGUUUUGUAGUUGGCAAAGAGCCACCAAAGAUUUCUAAUAAGGUUGAUGUAUGGUCUGUUGGAGUCAUCUUUUUCCAGUGUCUUUAUGGCAGAAAGCCAUUUGGUCAUAAUCAAUCACAACAAGAUAUCCUACAGGAAAACACAAUAUUAAAAGCCACAGAAGUCCAGUUCCCAGUUAAACCUGUCGUAAGCAAUGAAGCCAAGGCCUUUAUCAGACGCUGUUUAGCAUACCGCAAAGAAGAUCGAUUUGAUGUCCACCAGCUGGCUAAUGACCCUUAUCUCCUCCCUCACAUGAGAAGAUCAAAUUCUUCAGGAAAUUUGCAUAUGACUGGGCUAGCAGCAUCCCCUACACCACCUACUUCAAGCAUUAUUUCAUACUGAAAUUUCUCCAAAUGAGGGCUGGCAUGAUAUCUCUGUGUAGUUUUCAGAUGCAGACUUUAGCUUGAAAGCAUUUGAGUGUUUUUACAUGGGACAAGUUUGAUAACUGUGUUAUUAGACUGAGGUCCUUCAUAGUGUCAUUUAUAUGAUGAGAAUGGAUCAUGGACUGUGAAAAAAUGUACCCUUCAGAGUGUUACCUUUAAACAUUGAAGGAUGACACUGCCUGUUGCAUACAAACAGGUGUUUUGUGUUUAAGAGUGAAGAAAAGGUUUUUAGUUUUUUCUGGGGAACAUUGUAAAUAAUCUUUUUAAUACUUAAAGUACAUUUGGUUGAUACUGGAGAGUUCUAAUAUGAAGGGUAGUUUUUCAUUAUUUAACUGAAGAAGAAAAGUAAUGGACAAAUUUGAACAUGCAGGGUAAAGUUCAGUGCCUGGACAUAACCCAAAAUAACACCUGCUUUCUAAGUGGUUCAUCUUUGAAACCAAAGUAAGAAGUGAGUUAGAUCUGUAUUAGGCUGUUCAGACAAAGGUAUAAUAUUUUGUUUGGCUAUGCAGGCUUGUAAAAGGCUGUACCUCAAGAAGAAAAAAAAAGAAAAACAUUGUACUUGUUUUAAUGAAUAUAGAUUUGAAAGCUCAGAUAUGAUUCCUGAUACAUUAUCUCUCAGAUAACUAGCUGAUUUUCAAAUCAGCUCAAUUCUUUGAAUUCCUGAUGCUUGCAGCAUUGUCAAAACUUGUGACAAGUUUCCAGGCUUUGCGAUAAAAGCAAAUGACAGUAUGAAACCAAAUGCAGAUAGGUCAUGUAUAAUGUUCUAUGCAGGAUAAUGAUAAAUUCCCUUCUAGCUCUAUUGUAAAUUGUUGUACAGAUGUCAUAUUUUCAGUUAUUAAAUUUCAGCAACUUACUCCUGUACAAAUGUUUAAAGUAUGGCUUUUUCUAAUUGGAUAUUGUAUUUUUUUUAAGUCUCCUUGAAGGCGCUUUUAAUUGCUGCUAAAUGAUGUUGCUUUUACUUUUGCAAAAGAAUCAGAUGACCUCCUUAAGGUGCAAGUCAACUGUACGUUAGAGAGAUUAAAAGUAGAUAAUUCAUAAACAAUCAAGGCAUGUAAAACAGAUCUGUGUUGGACAUAUACAGUACAGUUCCUUAAGUCAGUUUCUUGUGCUCUCAACCUGUAGAGCACAUUGAUACUAGCUGUAGAAGUUGUUCAUGGUUAUUCUCUAUUUCUGGAAGUUCCUAUCAACAAGGAAAUGUUUCUUGUGGCUUGUACAGAUAUUUUAAAAUAUGAAACAUUUUCUAACUGCCUUGUCUGGUAGAAACUUAUUUUUCAGAAUGCUUUAUCUCUCUCUCCCCCCAUUCAUUAUUCUUUUUAUUGUCACAUUCAUGUUGCUGAAUACCUAUCUGUAAUUUUGUCCAUGUUGCAGAAAAAGGAGGCUGUAUUACCACAGGUUUUCAUUUAAUAUUGUACAGUCAAACUGUGGCUCUUGUUCCUGAUGUUGCAAGCCAUUUUUGUUUUUCAUUGUACAUAAAGAUACAUUAACUGUCUCUCAGAUGCUGCUGAAAUUGUAGAGAAUGUAGCCAAAACAGUAAUAAACAAUGACAGUUGUAA
Molecule: messenger RNA, 3634 nt
Organism: Alligator sinensis (Chinese alligator)
Lineage: Eukaryota; Metazoa; Chordata; Crocodylia; Alligatoridae
Gene: TLK1
Product: tousled like kinase 1
Exons: 19
Biological process (GO): peptidyl-serine phosphorylation; intracellular signal transduction; chromosome segregation
Cellular component (GO): nucleus
Molecular function (GO): ATP binding; protein serine/threonine kinase activity
Source: RefSeq, a predicted model, not a curated record